CCGACUCUUGAUACAACAUGUCUAUAGCCUCUCUUCAAGACAAAGUCGCCAUAGUUACAGGUUGUAGCUCUGGUAUUGGUCUUGCCACAACGCGCCUCUUCCUGGAGCGCGGAGCUUCUGUCUUUGGCAUUGACCUUGGCGCACGGCCGCAGAAGCUUGCCGAGGACUUUUCGACUUUUACUUUUUAUCAAACGGACCUGACCGCUACACAAGCAGCUGAGCAUGCUGUGGCCAAGUGCGUUGGCAAAUACAACCGCAUCGAUGUUCUGGUCAACUGCGCUGGAGUAAGUGACGGGUGGAGUAGCGCCGACACCAUCCACGAGGAGGAGUGGGAGAGAGUCAUAGCUAUUAACUUAACGGUGCCGAUCCGUAUGAUGAAAUCUGUGCUUCCCGCCAUGAAAGCCCAAGGCAAAGGCGCCAUUGUAAAUGUUUCCAGCAAGGCUGGAACGUCGGGCGCAAGCUCUGGUAUAGCCUAUACGGCAAGUAAACAUGGCUUGGUCGGAGCGACUAAGAACGUAGCAUGGCGGUUCCACAAAGAAGGGAUUCGGUGCAACGGCGUGCUACCCGGAGGUGUGGCUACGAACAUUGCGAGUUCGGUACAAAUGGAGCAUUUUGAUUCCGCCGGCUUUGACGCGUUCUUCCCUGUCGUGCAGCUGCACGUAUCCAAGGACAGCGAGGGCACACCUGUUCCAAACAUAGGUGCUGAUGAUGUUGCGCGUGGCAUUGCUUUCCUGGCUUCGGAUGAGUCUCAGAUGAUUAAUGGCGCGAUGAUACCUAUUGAUAAUGCAUGGUCUACAAUCUAACACAACUAUUCUAUUGGCGAAUACUCUGCUGUAACCUGCCUUUGCCUAGUUGGUAAA
Molecule: messenger RNA, 860 nt
Organism: Exserohilum turcica Et28A
Lineage: Eukaryota; Fungi; Ascomycota; Dothideomycetes; Pleosporales; Pleosporaceae
Exons: 3
Coding region: 18-803 (261 amino acids)
Source: RefSeq, a predicted model, not a curated record